CGCUUUGUGCCGUGCAGCUCUUUCGCUUUCCCUUUCCCGUCCCUUUCCCUUUCCUCUUCCCGUCGCUCCCGUCGCGCUCCCAUGGCGGCCAGGCUCGGCUUCGGGGCGCAGGAGGACGAGGGGUGCUUCUGGGAGUACGACUCCACCUGGGAGGAGGAGGAGGAGGAGGAGGAAGGAGAAGAGGAGGAGGAAGAGGAUGGCGGCGGCGAGGGCGAGCUGGAGGCAGCAGCCGAGGAGGAGCCGCAGGAUGAAGGCGAGCAGCCGGCGCUGAGCUGGGCGCAGAGCUGCUGGCAGGCCCAGCUUUCAUGGUGCAUUCUGUUGCUGAAGCUGCUAAUGUUUUCAUUCAAUACUGAGGAGCCAAAAUCGAAUUCAUCACCAUUGUUUCAGAGGAGUUUUCAGUUCUCAGGAAGGCGCAACUGGAAUGCAGCAGAAGACUUGCAGAGAUACAGACAUCAAUACCCGGAUUUGAUGGAAUCAGAAAAUGAGGAGGAAGAAGAGAUGUUGAACUUAAGGUUUUAUAAAAAUAAGACUCGCUUUUUGCCCCAGGGUUUGUUUAUUGAAAAUCUGCUUGAAUCUUGGUGGGACAACUAUGAAGUUCUGGAAGAAAACCAUUCUUACAUACAGUGGCUAUUCCCGUUACGUGAACCUGGGAUGAACUGGUGUGCCAAACCACUCACAUGUCGAGAAAUCCAGGCCUUUAAGAAGUCCAAGGAAGUUAUGCAAAGGUUUAUCCGUGCUUAUCAGCUCAUGCUGGGAUUUUAUGGGAUCGUUCUGAUCAACGAGGAAACUGGAGAACUCAAGAGAGCAGAGAAUUGGGCUGAACGGUUUCAGAACUUGAACCGGUUCGGCCACAACAACUUGCGGAUUACUCGCAUCCUGAAGUGCCUGGGGGAGAUGGGAUAUGAACAUUAUCAAGUGCACUUGGUAAAGUUUUUCCUGACAGAAACUCUUGUUAAGGAGACGUUACCAAAUGUCAAGAGAAGUGCCUUGGAUUACUUCCUGUUCACCAUCCGGAGCAAACAGAAGAGGAGAGAACUGGUUCACUAUGCUUGGCAACACUUCAGACCUCGAGACAGCUUCGUGUGGGGGCCACACCACAAACUCUUGAAGUACAGACCCCGCUCUGCCAAGUCACAACUGCAGCAAAAGACUGAAGAUAAACAGGAAACUCCUGGUAGGAAAUGUGAUGAUUCUGUGGAUCAUCAGAACCAGUCUCCAGAGGAAGAACAGCAGGCUGGAGAUGCUGCAAGCAUGCAGCCUGAAGUGACUGAUAGAGAUGGAAAAGAGGAGAUAAGUGAAUGUCCUUUGAAAGGAGGAGGUGAUGAGGAGGCGAAAGAAGCUUCGUUUACCCAGCAGGAGGAGGAGGAUUUAAGCAGUGAGGCUGAAGAAGUGCAGGGUGCAGCAGAGAAUGAUUGCACAAAGGAAAGCAAGAAGAGAAAACUGGAUGCAAAUAGGGUACAUACUAACAGUGGACCUCUGAAAAGCCCUACUGAUAUUGAAAACAUUUCCCAUAACCUGGGAGAAUGUGCAAUUGAUGCAGAAAUUCCCUCCUCAGCCCCACUCAUAGAAGCAGAAGAGGACAAGGAAACACUGAAAGAAGACAAUGCAAGCACCAAAGACCCAGCAGCAGCAGAGAGCACAGAUGCUGCUGUGAAACGGAGGAAAGUUGAUAAAAGAACAACGAGAAACAGACCAUGCAACUUGGCCAUAAACCUGAACAUGGGGAUCAAGUCAAAUCCAUCAGCUGCAAACACUGAGGUUGAAGAGGACAGUGAGAAAAAUGCAGCUGUGGAAGUGGAGAGCGAGAGGAGUGGUGGUGAUGCAAAUGGUGGGGCUGUGGGACCCCCAGUUGAUUCCAGGCUGCCCAAGUCUGGCUGGACUUCUCCAAUAAGUGAUGGCUCGGAGGCGAGUGGAGACCGAGUCACAGCAAGGAGCGAUGAGCACCACUGCAACAGCACAUUCCUGCAAGGGGAAAGUGAGGUAGAUGGGGUAGAACAGCAUCAAAAGGCAGAAAAUGCGAGUGGCAAAGAGCAAGCAGAAGUCCCAGGCACGAAACAUCCUCCAGAGAGUCUUAAGCAGAGCAUUGCAUCCCCUUGUCCUGAAGGAGACAGUACUGAGGUUGCAACACACAAACGGGAGAGCUCUGAGUGUGCAGCAGAACCUGAUGAGGAGCAGGUAGCACCAAGUGACACCAGCACAAGGAGCACUUGAGCAAGCAAGGAUGGCACUGCCCUAACUGCUAGGAGCCGGCGUGGUGGUUUGGGUAGCAGAAGUAGACAGAAGAAUAAACUUCCUUUGGCUGAUCCAGGCUAGACCCUGUCUGACUUCCACUCUUCAGCUCUUUUAUGAUCAUCUGUAGUGAUUUCACUGAGAUCCAGCCCUUGGCUACCCUAGAGAGGAAAACUGAUUUAGUCAUUCCCGGACAGGCUGUGUCCUUUUCCUGGUUUUUACCUGAUUUUCAGGACUAUCUUGGAGCAACAGGGAUUUUUGCACUUUGAUUUUGGUAUGUCCCCUCUUAAAGAGGCGAGGAGAACGGGUCUGUUCCCUUGUUUGAGCUAGUCAAGUUCUUAUUAAAUACAUGGUGUUCAAUGUAAGGCAGCAUGACCUAACUUGCCAGAACUCUAUUACCGUGUAACUUCUAUUUGUUGUUUUGGAAGGCUGUACCUUCCCAGGGAAUUUAUUCCUAGUAAAGGUGCAGUUCCCCCAAAAGAGAAGAGUAUAUAUAUGCAUUUCACAUCACAUAAGAGUAUUGUUGCCUCUCCUCUGAUAAAGAAAGUGGGUUUGACUUUAGGCUGGGAUAAAAUACAUUGUCAAAACUGCUCUCUGACCAGUAUUAAACCUCGAAGAGAUACUGUUCUCUAGGGUGCAAAGUGCUGAGUAAUGUGUUCCCUUUACCACCGCUGAAGCUGCUUUGUAGUGCUUGUUGGAGUCGAGUAUGAAUUGUCUGCUGCCUUCUGAGAGGAGAACCUUCAGAUUUUGCAUAGAGCUUUCCAUUUAUAUCCAGUGUUGGUUCAAAGCUCUUCCUUCUGCAGUUGCCAAAAUAGAACACAAUAUUUGUCACUGCAUUUUUCAGACUUUGCUGUUAAGUUGCAGUGGUCUGGUGGGGAUUUCUCUCUUCUCUGCAUGAUGUCCAAUGUGUCGGAUUUAACCCAGUUCUAGGAAGGGCAGGAUUGUUUUUACCAUUGGUGGUCAGUGAGGGCAUGUUGGAGUGCAAUGUGUCUGGAAAUCACUGGGCUUUGUGGGGCAGAUAAUUGAAGCUUUAAUUGCAGAGGGAGUGCUCAUCUGCUUCAUUUAUUUACAGCCCUCAAGAAUUAACUCAAACCUUGCCAACUACUUGCCUGCCUUAAUGUUCCUGACCUCUCUGUUAGCUAUUCCACCUGACUUACACAGCGUUCAGCCGAGUCCGAAGGAGCAUUAAACAGUUUAGCACUUCUGCUCCUAGAGGUUUACAACAGGAGACCUGUUUCAUGAAGCAGAGGAAACCAUUCCCAACAGCCAAAAGGUCUGCACUUGUUUGCUCAGAUGGUUCAGUUCUGGGGUUUUUAGGUGCUGUUUGGUUUGUGUAGGAGGUAGCUAAAGGUUUGCCUGCGUUUGCAGGGGGGGAGGAUGCAGUAGCCUGUGCAAUGCUGAUGUUUUCCCUGUCUCUGCUACAGCUCUUAAGAAGCUUUACCUUUGAAGGAGUUUGAUCUGUGAUUUGUCUUCCCAUAUUGGUGGGUACUGAUCCAGCAUGCCAUGUACAAGUCUGCAAGCCUAACAUCUAAUGUUCAGGGCCACACACAUGCUGGAAAAAGGCUUUAAUGUUUUUAAAAGACCACUUUUUCUUAUGAACAGACAGAGUUACAAGGCCAAUGAGAAUACACUGAACUACAGAUAGAGAUACUUGAAGAUGUUGAGUGAAAAAUCGUUCAUAAAAGAUUCAUAACAAAAUUGUUAAUUGUUGCUUUUGUACAGAUUUAUAGUAAUUUUCUUUUUUAAUGAAGUUUUCAUUGUGAAUACGUGCUCAGUUGGGGCAUAGAUCAUCCCUCUUGUUAGGGUGAUGUGUGGUUUGUCUUUGUGUUUAAUGGGAUUUCACUGUGAGCCCUGGUCUGAAGUGCUCAAACCAAAACCAUUCCCGAUCCUGAUCAGGUUUGAUUUUGGCUGUAGGUGUUUGCAGUGAGUUCACAGGAUGUUUCCAGCACUCAGAACUGUAUCACAGAGUCUGUUAUGUUAAUGUCACCUAUUAAAGCAUGACUUUGAUGCGUA
Molecule: messenger RNA, 4242 nt
Organism: Melopsittacus undulatus (budgerigar)
Lineage: Eukaryota; Metazoa; Chordata; Aves; Psittaciformes; Psittaculidae
Gene: OGFR
Product: opioid growth factor receptor
Exons: 9
Coding region: 82-2211 (709 amino acids)
Cellular component (GO): membrane
Molecular function (GO): opioid growth factor receptor activity
Source: RefSeq, a predicted model, not a curated record